Messenger RNA from Panicum virgatum (switchgrass), 769 nucleotides. RefSeq lists its product as uncharacterized. The coding region runs from base 55 to 762 and encodes 235 amino acids. Lineage: Eukaryota; Viridiplantae; Streptophyta; Magnoliopsida; Poales; Poaceae. The transcript has a single exon. The record is from RefSeq and is a predicted model, not a curated record.
GCUAGCACUAGGCCACGCUCCACGCGCUGCCCGGUCCUCGCGCUCGCCGAACACAUGAAUGAAUGGCAAUACAGAUCGUGCAUUGCAUUCCAAUCCAUUCUCGUUCAAUGCAUGAGGGGCUCCACGGCCGCCCUCAUGGCGGCGGCGGCGCUGCUGCUGUCGCCGGCGCUGCUAAUGCUGCGGCUGGUGUCUCCGGCGGAGGCCCCGGACGCGUACGAGCAGGAGACCCGCCGGAUGUUCGCGGAGUGGAAGGCCAAGUACAGGAAGACCUACAAAUACGCCGGCGAGGAGGAGUGCCGGUACGCGGUGUUCAAGGAGGCCCGCCGCCGCGUCGCCCGGGCCCACGCCGCCGGGGUGACCACAUCCGGCCUCAGCGGCCACGCCAGUGAGGAGGUCUUCGUUGGGUACGGCGGCGGGCCCCGGAUGGAGGAGCGAGCGUACGAGGAGGAGACCCGCCGGAUCUUCGCGGGGUGGAAGGCCAGGCAUGGCAAGGCCUACAGAGACGCCGGCGAGGAGGAGUGCCGGUACAAUUUGUUCAAGGCCAAUCGCCGCGUCGUCGUCGGGCUCAACGCCGCCGCAGCCGACGGGGAAACUUCCCCGGCGGCGUACGGCCUCAACCAAUUCGGCGACCUCACCAACGAGGAGGUCCGCGAAUCCUGCGGCGGGCGCGGCGGGGAGAUGAUGGGAAAGCUCAGCGCCAGGUGCCGGGCCGCCGUCGCAGGGGACACCAUCCAUGAGCUGAUUCGGUCCCAGCUGAGGUAACCAUUGC